GAGAAACAAUGCGUGUCUAGUUAAUGAUUUAUGUCGUGUGGCACACAGUUUGAGGUUAUAAAAAAUUGCCUUGCGGGACGGCAGUUGUGUUUAAUGCAAGAUAAAUUGCAGUGCCAAUUACCAAUAUUUGUUGUGGUGUUAUUGGAACGAUAGAAAUGUUACCAUGUCAAAAGUCAACAGGGUUUUGCUACUUAAUAUGAGCUUUGUUUACACGAGUUACUAGCAAGGAAAACAAAAGAACAUCGGCUCUUCUACCAGCACGAUCUAAAUAGCUACUUCUACUUCCUAUAUGAUGGCAGAAAAUAAAUCGAUUGAAAUUUCUCUCAUGGACAGAUCAGGUGAUCAUGUCGAUGGACAAGUUGCAUCAUCUGAUAACACUAUUGAAGAAUAUAAUGUUUCUGAAAAUGACAAACAAAGAAAUGGAAAAUGGAGGAAGUUUUGGCGGAAGUAUUCCUUUCAAGUCAAAGCAGUACUGAUUGCUUCUGUGCUCCUAGCAUAUAGCAUCAUAGGCAUCUGUGUGACUGGUCUGGAUAACGUCAAAUCACUGUUUGCUAUCGCCAUGGUGAUGUGGUUCUUUGUGGUUUACAUGUUUAUGCGUGACCUCUUUGGUAAACGGAUUUACUCGCUUUGUUGUUCGCCGGUUGUCAAGUUUAGCAAAAAGAAGUGGAAGUGGCUCAGAUGGAUUUGCCUGAUUGUAGCAAUGACCUUGACAGGGCUGUGGGUGGCAUAUGACACAGUAAAGAAGCCACGGAAGUUGAUCUCCCUGUUGGGAAUGUUGAUCUUUAUCGCCAUCAGUUAUCUCAGCUCUGCCAACAGAAAAAAGAUUAAGUGGAGGCCGGUGUUAUGGGGUCUAGCGCUACAGUUCGCUUUUGCAUUGAUCAUCUUGAGAACAAGUCAUGGAUAUGAGGCGUUCAAGUUUCUUGGAGACAAGGUUACUGCAUUCCUUGAGUUCACCAAUGUGGGAUCUGCAUUUGUGUUUGGCGAGGACACAUAUCAGAAUCACAUGCUUGCUUUCAAGGUCCUUCCAGUCAUCAUCUUCUUCAGCUCCGUCAUCUCCGUGCUAUACCACCUUGGCAUCAUGCCUCUCGUCAUCUCUAAGAUUGCCUGGCUGAUGCAAAUCACCAUGGGAACCAGCGCUGUCGAGUCUCUUACCGCCGCAGGAAACAUCUUCGUCGGGCAGACAGAAGCACCCUUGAUGAUUCGUCCCUUUCUCGCGCACCUGACGAUAUCGGAGCUGCACGCCGUCAUGACGUGUGGACUAGCAACUGUGGCAGGAGGAAUGCUGGCCGUUUAUAUUUCAUACGGAAUCAAGGCUUCUCAUCUGAUGAGCGCAUCGGUCAUGUCCGCCCCUGCAGCUCUCGCAGUCUCUAAGCUUUUCCAACCUGAGACAGAGAUCCCCGAGACGCUGGAGCAAGACAAGAUACACGUGCCAGAGGAAGGAGAGAAGAACGUGAUUGAGGCUGCAGCCAAGGGAGCGUCUACCGCCAUCGCACUGAUCGCUAACGUCGCAGCCAUGCUUAUCGCAUUUUUCUCAUUCCUUGCAUUCUUUAAUGCCGUCCUGUCCUGGCUUGGGAGUAUGGUGGGAUACUCGGAACUCAGUUUUGAGACCAUCUGCUCCUAUGUGUUUAUGCCGCUCGCGUUUGUCAUGGGCGUGGAAUGGGCCGACUGUGGCCCGGUCGCCAAGUUCCUUGGCAUCAAGGUUUUCCUCAACGAGCUUAUCAGCUACAUAAACAUGUCUCCUUUUAUCAAGGACCGGGAUCUAAAAGACGGGAAUCCCCGGAUAUCGGUGCAGUCCGAGAUCAUCGCUACAUACGCGUUGUGCGGGUUUAGCAACUUCCUAGGGCUCGGAGUGCUGCUUGGGGGCCUGGGGCCGAUGGCACCAAAUAGGAGGGGGGACAUGGCCAAGCUAGCGAUAAGGAGCCUCGUGGCUGCCAACAUCGCGUGCUUUAUGACCGCAUCUAUCGCAGGUUUCCUGUAUGAUACAUCUCGAGAUUACGUAGCUUUGUUGCCUAGCAACUCGACGAUAACAAAUACCACUCUCUUCAACGCAACGAUGUCUCCAUAACUCACGACCCAGUCUCACGCGGUCAAAAACGAUCUUCAAGAUACUGUACCUUAUACGAUAUAUAUUAUAUCAAAGCGUAAAUAAAAAUAAAGGAACACAAUAACCGA
Molecule: messenger RNA, 2172 nt
Organism: Nematostella vectensis (starlet sea anemone)
Lineage: Eukaryota; Metazoa; Cnidaria; Anthozoa; Actiniaria; Edwardsiidae
Product: solute carrier family 28 member 3
Exons: 11
Coding region: 290-2065 (591 amino acids)
Biological process (GO): nucleoside transmembrane transport
Cellular component (GO): membrane
Molecular function (GO): nucleoside:sodium symporter activity
Source: RefSeq, a predicted model, not a curated record